AGGAGGAGGAGGAGGAGGAAGAGGAGGAGGAAGGGUGUCCCUGACCGAGGAGCAGCGCCAUGAGCGGGGGGACGCCCUACAUCGGGAGCAAGAUCAGCCUCAUCUCCAAGGCCGAGAUCCGCUAUGAGGGGAUCCUGUACACCAUCGACACCGAGAACUCCACGGUGGCCCUGGCCAAGGUUCGCUCCUUUGGCACAGAGGACAGACCGACAGACAGGCCCAUCCCCCCUCGCGAUGAGGUCUUCGAGUACAUCAUAUUCCGUGGCAGUGACAUCAAAGACCUGACUGUGUGUGAGCCACCAAAGCCUCAGUGCUCUUUGCCACAGGACCCUGCCAUUGUUCAGUCCUCUCUAGGGUCCUCGAGCAGCUCGUCGUUCCAGUCGGUGGGCUCGUACGGCCCCUUUGGCAGGAUGCCGGCCUACAGCCAGUUCAGCCCCAGCCCGCUCGUGAGCCAGCAGUUCGGGGCUGUGGGAGUCGCAGGAGGUUCUUUAACAUCUUUUGGAACAGACUCUUCAGCCAGUGCCAGCAUGUCCCAAAGCACUGCAGUUGGUUCUGCAUUUACAACAGAUGCAAGAUCUCUAAAAACACAGAUGUCUCAAGGUCGUUCAAGCCCUCAGAUGGAUCACUUGAGAAGGAGCCCCACCAUGGAACAAGCAGUCCAAACAGCUUCAGCCCACUUGCCCACCCCGGCACCAGUGGGGAGGAGGAGUCCUGUCCCAACCAGGCCUUUGGUGUCUGCUGGCCAGAAAUCCUUGGAGAACCCAGAGCACCGACGAGCUGAAGCACACAAGGUUUCAAGAUCAGAAAAUGAACUCAGAAAUGAAAACAAACGACAAAUUGUUCCAGGGGCACCUUCAGCACGGAGAGGCCGCGGAGGCCACAGGGGGGGCCGAGGACGGUUCGGCAUUAGGAGGGAUGGCCCAAUGAAGUUUGAGAAGGACUUCGACUUUGAAAGUGCAAAUGCACAAUUCAACAAGGAGGAAAUUGAUAGAGAGUUUCAUAAUAAACUUAAAUUAAAAGAAGAUAAACUUGAGAAACCAGAGAAGCCUGUAAAUGGAGAAGACAAAGGUGACUCAGGUGUUGAUACCCAAAACAGCGAAGGGAAUGCCGAUGAAGAGGAUCCACUUGGACCCAACUGCUACUAUGACAAAACCAAAUCCUUCUUUGAUAACAUUUCCUGUGAUGACAAUAGGGAACGGCGACCCACCUGGGCCGAGGAGAGGAGGUUGAACGCGGAGACCUUCGGCAUCCCCCUGCGCCCCAACCGCGGCCGCGGCGGCUACCGGGGCAGGGGCGUCAUCGGCUUCCGAGGUGGGAGGGGACGAGGAGGAGGAGGAGGAGGAGGAAGAGGCUCCUUCCCUGCCCCCCGAGGCUUCCGCGGUGGAUUCAGAGGAGGUCGUGGAGGCAGGGAGUUUGCUGACUUUGAAUAUAGGAAAGACAACAAAGUUGCUGCGUAGUCUACAAGAAAGCUGAAACCGGGCGAACGUCUAGAUCUUCUUGAUUCAGAGAAUUAGUUUUGAUCUCUGCAAAGAAUGAAGUUAAUUUGCUGUAUACUUGUCACCAGCACUGGGAUUUAACUAUUUAAUUUCAAAGGGGUGUAAUGCAGUUACUUUUGAAAAAUGGCCAUCUUUGAAAACAGUGAGCAUUAAAUAUAUUUGAGACAGAAGGAUAAGUAAUUUCUUAUGUAUAGUUAAUUAUAAGCAGUACUUCGAUGGAGUUUAAGUAUUUUUUCAUCACUGAAAGGAUUUUUCUUAUUACUAAACUGUAUUUGAUAAUUGCUUCAAGUUGUAAGGACAAUUGUAUGCAGAAGGCCGUCGAUACUGUGAGUGUUUUGACCCACUGAAGGUUGUUUUUUGGAAAUCCUGUAAUAUCCCUUUUGAGGUAGUUGUACUUGUAUCAACUAGGGUGCUGGACAGUAGAAAACUUGCUUUGUCAGUCAGAUAUGUACACACAGUAAAUACUGUUUCUUAGGCAAAGGAAAGUUUUUAUAUAGUUGUAAAAUUCCAUUAUAUCCCAUUGCCAAAGAAACAUUACAAACUUUGUAUAGCUGUAUAAAAAGCAACUAAUUUUUUAAAGAAUAAACAUUUUUAAGUCGGCAAACAUACUGUGUUAUUGCAGAAGUUGAUAUGCUGAAGAACACUGAAGUAGUUGGGUUUUUUUCUUUAGCAGCUUUUCAGGCUUCAAUGUUUGAUUUUAUAUAUGAACUAUAAUGAAGUUUUGAAAAAUGUUCUUCCAUUACACGAGACUGGAUACACGCUUCACUGCUCUUGCAAGAAUUUGAUUUUGUAGUUUCUGGCAUAUCACAGGAUUUGACCAAGUUAAGGAGAUAUUUUCAAAAAAAGGAGAAAAGGAAUUUUCGUAUGUCAAGAUUUGCAAUUAAUUUUACUUAGUGAGAAAUAUUAACUUUUUUUAAUAAUGGACCAGGCACGUGAGUUGGUGAUUCUCCUGGAGUGCCUGGGAAGAAAGUCUGUCUCCAUUUGUCAAUUCUUGAAAUGUUAGCUUUGUUGUAAUACCUGUAGACAUGAGCAAUUUAAAGAAUUCUUAGUGUUUGAAGUUGUUUGCAUUUUGAUAGACCGUAGCUUGGAGACAGGGAGACUCGGGUUGUGAGACCGCCAGGUCACAAAUGACAGAGUAUGGACUUCUGGCCAAUUCGGGAUGAGUAGUUACAACUUUGAUAUGCUGAAAUAGAAACCUGGUCAUUUGUGUCUGUGUAUGUAAAAAUGAAGGCCACAGGAAUAAAGGGAUCCAAAGAUUUACAUCACUUUGAUCUAAUUUGCUGAUUUAUUUUUUCUUUUUUUACUUAAAAAUGUUCAGUGGUGAUAAAGAUGUGGAAAACUGCACUGUUAAAAAAUUGGAAUAUUUAAAAGUGGUUGAUAGAAUCUUAAUUUUAUAACUUUUGUAUAGCACUACAAGGAAGUAUUUUGUAAUUGGUUUCCUUAUUAAGGUCAAGUAUUUGACAGCUGUAGAAGUUAGGUAAUAUUGUUUAGUAAUGUUUUUUGCAUGUUAACAACUGCCUUUUGGGAUCCACAAGUCAUGAUUCUGAACACCUGUUGAGGUUUUUGACCGUAGAGGCAAGUGCUGUCCUGUUGCAAUAACUCUUUACUGUCUGAGGUGUUCCAGCUGUAAAUACCGGGCCGGGAGCUGCGGCCGGGGCCAACCCCUGGGUGUCCCUGCCGCGCCCGGCCAGGCUUUCUGUUUUGUUUUGGUUUUUUUUAUUUUAAACCAGAAUAAACUGUUCAGUAGAA
Molecule: messenger RNA, 3245 nt
Organism: Myiozetetes cayanensis
Lineage: Eukaryota; Metazoa; Chordata; Aves; Passeriformes; Tyrannidae
Gene: LSM14A
Product: LSM14A mRNA processing body assembly factor
Exons: 10
Coding region: 60-1457 (465 amino acids)
Biological process (GO): P-body assembly; cytoplasmic stress granule assembly
Cellular component (GO): P-body
Molecular function (GO): mRNA binding
Source: RefSeq, a predicted model, not a curated record